Molecule: messenger RNA, 1516 nt
Organism: Drosophila guanche
Lineage: Eukaryota; Metazoa; Arthropoda; Insecta; Diptera; Drosophilidae
Gene: Uba4
Product: adenylyltransferase and sulfurtransferase MOCS3-2
Exons: 1
Coding region: 49-1398 (449 amino acids)
Biological process (GO): protein urmylation; tRNA wobble position uridine thiolation
Cellular component (GO): cytosol; cytoplasm
Molecular function (GO): adenylyltransferase activity; URM1 activating enzyme activity; thiosulfate-cyanide sulfurtransferase activity
Source: RefSeq, a predicted model, not a curated record
GGAGAAAUUUUUAAUAUUCGCACUUGUUUUUGUUAUUAAUUUGAAUUAAUGAUCGACUCCGAGGUACUGCAAAGCGAGCGGGUCAAGCUGAAGAGGGAUAUUGCGGAGCUGCGGGUCACCCUCAACAGGAAGGAGCAAUGUCUACGCGAACUGGAGGAAGCGAUAACCGCCGGCGAUGAUAGCGAUGGAGCGGAGGAUUCGUCCUCGACCACACCACAGACCCAACUCACCAACGAUGACAUAGCCCGAUACAGCCGACAGCUGAUACUGCAGGACUUUGGAGUGCAGGGCCAGUUGAAGCUGAAGAACAGCUCCGUGCUGAUUGUGGGUAUGGGAGGAUUGGGAUGUCCGGCCGCACAGUACCUGGUCUCAGCAGGAUGCGGGCACCUGGGCCUUAUCGACUACGACGAUGUGGAACGCAGCAAUCUACAUCGACAGAUCCUGCACUCGGAGCAGCGCUGCGGUAUGUCCAAGGCAGAGUCGGCAAGGAUUGCGCUGCUCGAACUUAAUUCGCACUGUCAGAUUCGCUGCCACUCGAGGGUGAUCAACAGCAUAAAUGCGAUGCACAUAGUACGGCCGUAUGACGUGGUUCUGGACUGCAGUGACAAUGUGGCCACGCGGUACCUGCUCAACGAUGCGUGUGUGAUGCUGCGCAAGCCUCUGGUCUCUGGCAGUGCGCUCAAGAUGGAUGGACAACUGACCGUAUAUGGCUAUGGGCAGGGACCUUGCUACCGCUGCAUCUAUCCGGUACCUCCGCCACCCGAAGCGGUCACCAAUUGCGGCGAUGGCGGCGUUCUGGGCGCCGUCACAGGAAUCAUUGGCGCCAUGCAGGCCCUGGAGGCAAUUAAGGUCAUCAUCGGCUUGGGCGAUGUGAUGUCCGGCCGUCUACUCAUCUUCGAUGGAAGCAGCUGCAUGUUCCGCAACAUCCGCAUACGCACCAAACGUCCCAACUGUCACGUGUGCUCUGCCCAGCCGCUGAUCACGGAACUAAUCGACUACGAAAUGUUUUGCGGAAUGCAUGCUACUGACAAAGACAAUCCCCUGGACCUACUGGAGCCGGAACAGCGGCUGGAGGUCAAGGAAUACCAUCAGAAUCUACAGACGCAGCCACAUCUGCUGAUUGAUGUGCGGCCGCCGGCAGAGUUUGAGAUUUGCCAGCUGCCCCAGUCCAUCAACGUGCCACUGAGUGAAAUCCUGGACGACAGCUACCUUAAACGCUUCGCCAAGCAGCUGGAGGACAAGGAGUUACCCAUUAUUCUGCUCUGUAGGCGUGGCAACGAUUCACAAAUCGCUGUUCAGCAUGUUAGCAAUCGAUUUCCAGCACAUUCCGUUCGGGAUCUGGUUGGUGGACUCCAUGCUUGGACAAGCAGUGUGGACGCUAGUUUUCCUAUUUACUAAUUCCAAGGACCAUGACUUGAUGCACAUACAUAUAUUUUUUGUUCCUGAUUGAAGUGUACAAUUUUCCCUCGUUUUUAUUUCACUUAUUGUUGGUAUAAAUAAAUAAAAGACAAGCAGA